UCAUAUCAUUGGCUGCCAGAUUUUCAAGCUUGGUAUCGACCUUCAGCUGGGCCACCGAGAAAGGACACUACUAAGUCUAUCGCUAGUUCCAUCACCGAGGUUGACGAUUACGUCGGACAAUCUGAACCGGACCAUUACCUACAACUAUAUCCGAGUGAUCUCGAUGUCUUGAUACUACAAGCCUCUCUAACAGAGUUCAUUCGCCGCUUCAACCCAUAAAACCUUCAAUAUCGCUCUUAUUCCAGUCGAUAACAACCUAGACCGGGCCAUCCGUGGAGGACAGUGUAUACGAGCUGGUCUCGAACAUUGCCACACCUGACAUCCACUGCAACCAUCAGGGGUCAACUAGUGCUUCCAUACGACAUACCAUUCGAAAUCAAAGCACUUUGUCGAUCUACUUCGAUACACGAAAACACAAACCAAAGUCAGACGGAAAUCGAGAUCAGGACGAUGGAAUUCGUGCUCCCCGGCAUCGAGACGGUCGAGGUCGAGGCACCGCAGAGCAUUUCAUUAGACGACGAAGAAAAUGUGGAAACCGAUAGAAUAGGGGAGAGUGGAGAGAAGGACGACCCGGUCGAGAGUCAGGUCAAGGCGGUCUAUGAACGACGCCGGUUAGCCCAGUUGGUAGCUGCCAAGAAAAAGUUACGUUCGUUCAGACAACAGAAAGCAAAGAAACUGCUGCCUAGUCCGGUGAUCGAUCCGUCUCCCGAGGUUGACGAGCGGGAAACGUCAAUACGGAUGGCGGACAAUUCCGAUCGAGAAGAAGAUCCCCCAUCUAGCUCCAGCCAUCAACGACCGGUCACCCCGAUGUUUCUCGCGCCUUCGUGGAACGCUCCGGCGUCCAGUUCGGGAUCGGGGUCGCAUUCAAGAGCUCGAUCGAAGUGUCUCACCCCGAUGGAUUUGGCGCUCGUAUCUCCCUCACCUCAGCCCGCCAAUAUGAAUCAGGAUCAUAACCAGGAUCCGGGGUCUAUGCUGUUGGGUACGAAGGGCUUGAGCACGGGUGCUAGCGAGACGAGGCUGGCAGGGAGAAGGAAGAGAGAGGCUUUGAAGCCAAUUAGGGUACAAGAGAUGGGCAGAUCUGGGUCCGGUUCUGGGUCCGGGAUCGGCCUGGGACUAGGAUUGGGCAUAGGAUGGGGAACGGGUCGAGAGAUGGGAGGUGUUGAUGUUCAGUCCGAAUCGUCCUCUUGGGCUGAAGACAAGGACAAGGGAUCCGACCGUCCUUCUCCACUCCGUGACAGCCCUCGGUCGAGUGAGAACCGAAAACGUAGAUCCUUCAAGAAGAUUGUGCCUACGCAUCGUCAUACUGGUUCGGCAGAUAGUCUUCGACGACUAGGAAGCGGGUGGAAUGGCGGCAGACGACCUGAGGGAAGAGGCGUAUUUGGCGACAAUAUGGAAGAGGAGAUGGGGAUCCGGACGGCGCCCGGGAGGUUGGAAGGGGUGGGCUCUGAUGCAGGGCCCGGGCUGGGAGGGUUGGGGGAACCCUUCUCGAUCCCCCGAUUUGGUGCAAGGUUGGAAUCGGCCGCGGGAGAGACAGAAUCGAACUUAGAGAUGCCGGGAUUGGACUUUUCGAUCCCGAUGGAUAUCGAUGCGGAUGCACCGAGCGAGAUGCCGCCUUUCUCAUUUCCUCAACGAAAGGGGUUCGGAUUUGCUCGAAACGAGGUCGAGGGAGAGGUUGCGGAUGAACGGCCGGUUUCGAUCUUGCCCGAACUUGCUGUAGUCCCCUCGACACCGGCUUGGGAGGAGUUUUCUCUGCCCGCUCUCGAUUCGAAUUCACCAGGACGCGCCUCAACAUCGAGUCCCUCGCCCGUACCAGAGGAACGAGUCAAGCAGCGGUUCGAGGGGUUCAAAUUCGGACAACCUGCGCCGGCGGAGUCAAAGCCGACCAUGUCUGCAUUUUCGUUUGGCAAAAAGCUCGAACCCGUUGUUGUCAAGUCAGACCCCGUGGCCGACGACAUGCCCGUCUCGGCGGUGUCGAUGCCUAGUCUACCUUCGACUCCGACGAGGAAGAAGCGGCAUUCCCACACUCGCUCGGGGUCGGUCUCGUCGUAUCACGCAUUCUUGCCGCACAGCGGGGUGCCAGCCGCUCCGAGGUCACCUGGCAUGCUGUCGAUCGAUCAGAUGCCGCUCACCUUUUCCAGCCCGAGCGGAAGGCUGAGUCCCGGUCCGUCCAGUCCGACAGAGGGGUUCGAUAUGACCAGCCCUGUCAAGGCUCCGGGAGACAUCAAACUCGAUCGCGAGGGCGCACUCAGGACGCUCGAAGGUGCGAGAAACGGACUCGCUGCUGGUGCGUCAGUCAAUGCAGUGUCAAACUUGACAUGGCCCAUGCCCGGUGUGGAUGGGCUGUUUGGAAGGGAUGGCAGGCGUCUCAGCGCGGGUGGUCUCGGCGCUCAGGGCAAGCGGCGCAGCCGGAAGAGUCUGAUGAUGGAAAAGGCUCAGCAAGAGGCACCCGAGGUGCAGAUUCCCGAUCUCGAUAGCGACGAAGAGAUCUUGGGACAGGACGUCUCGUCGCCGAAUCCGUUCGGGUCGGCUCCGUCAUCACCGCGUCCACCGGUCAAGGAGAGGCCGCUUUCGGGAAUCAUCUUGGCGCCCGCUUCGACUCGGGACUCGUUUGAAAAGAUGUUCAAGGCGCCUCCAGCGGCGGUAGCGCCUGGUUUCGGAUUGACAUUGGCGCCGACCAUGGGCGCGAGCGUCGAGCCGCAUCUGAACACGUUGGUAGAAGAGGAGGAGCCUGACGAGGAAGAGCAAGAGGUUGCGGAUCCGACAACACCUAGGGCCGCCUCCCCGAUAGCGUCUCCGCCACCAGUAUCCUUGACGUCCACCCGGAUGAGACCGCUACGCCUGCUGUCCAUGUCUUCCGAGUCGGCCUCGUCCAUGAGACCGUUCGACGCGGAUGACUCGAUCUCGGAUCGCCAUUCGUUGAGUUUUGAGCGUGGUCGGUCGUCAUCCAUCGAGUCUACCCCCAUGUCGCCCGGGUCGAAUGCGGCGUCCGACGUAUCGACGCGGAGGACGAGCUUUUCUAGCAGGACUUCCGCGUCGGCUAUGGAGGAAUCGGCCAAGGUCGGACGGAGACCCAGAAGUCUGGUAGGAUGGGGCAAGCGGGUGUCAAACGUGAGCUUGAGCGGUUCCGUCAGGACGCUCAACGAGGUGUCCGAGUCGGCCGACGUCGAAGAUCCGCAACACACGCCGCGGGUCACUGGCGCUACGGAGCAAAAGGUUGCCUUGCCUUCAAGUUCGCGAGUUCGCAGGCGCCGCAGUCUUACGGCUCACAGUAUCGCUCUGGGGUCGUUUGAGAACUGUGACGACGUCGCGUUGCUCAAGGAGAAAUUGGCAGACGCCGCGAUGGAACGCAUGGCAAUGGAGCAGGACAUUCAGGAUUGGCGCGGACGAUGUGGAGAUUUAGACAAGCAAUUGAGGGCCGAACGGCAGCAGAGCGGGGUGUUGCGGGAUCGGGUCCGGAGACUCGGCGACCAUCUCUCGCAAAUCUCUUCUGCGGCCAGUCCGUCGGAACCGUCGGUGCUCGAAGUCGACACACCCAGCCAGAUGAUGGCGUCCAUGCGUGAUCAGCUGUUCAAGUUGGCACAAGAAGUUGAGCGCGAACGCAAGGCCAAAGUGGAUGCCCUCGCCAAUGUCGCCGGCCUGCAGGUCCGUCUCGAGGCGCUGGCGCCUGCGGCUCGGAUACAGGAGCCGUCGUAUCAACAAGGUGCUGGUCAUCCUCUCGGCGUCGCCUCGUCUGACCCAACGAGCAGGCUGCGAGGGUUUGCAUUUCCCCGUGGACCGGUCCCUGUGUCGAAAGGCGGCCCCGAAUCCAACGACGAGCUAGGCGCCACGCUAGUUCCGGCGGCCUCGCAUUCGUUCGAGUUGUCUCGACCUCGACACCACUUGCGUCAGGAGAAAUCGGACCGUUUGCCGCCAGUCGUCACCCUCCCGACCUCGCAGCCCUUGCGGCAGCUGGAUUUUCGGGCUUGUUGUGGGGUUUGUCGAGGGAACGUGAUUGAGCUUUAGUGAGGAUGCAUUUUGGGAUUUUCUUGUUUCUCGUUCUCGUGAUAGUAUAGUGUGCAUGGGACCUGGGAAUUGUACAAAGUACGGCCGAAUAUCGUUGUAGCUUAUACCAUCGGAUCAGGACAGA
Filobasidium floriforme is the source of this 4126-nucleotide messenger RNA. RefSeq lists its product as uncharacterized. Lineage: Eukaryota; Fungi; Basidiomycota; Tremellomycetes; Filobasidiales; Filobasidiaceae. The record is from RefSeq and is a predicted model, not a curated record. The transcript has 3 exons. Bases 451 to 4002 code for a protein of 1183 amino acids.